Molecule: messenger RNA, 456 nt
Organism: Microstroma glucosiphilum
Lineage: Eukaryota; Fungi; Basidiomycota; Exobasidiomycetes; Microstromatales; Microstromataceae
Product: putative UBC5-E2 ubiquitin-conjugating enzyme
Exons: 5
Coding region: 1-456 (151 amino acids)
Source: RefSeq, a predicted model, not a curated record
AUGGCGAGCUCAAAGAGGAUCUCAAAGGAGCUCGCCGAAUUGACAAAAGAGCCCCUCGACGGCAUCACCGUAGCAGCCGACGACUCUAACAUCUACCAGUGGACUGCCAUCGUCGAAGGACCGUCGGACUCACCCUACAAAGGAGGACACUUUAAACUCGCAGUAGACUUUCCCGUAGAGUACCCCUUCAAGGGACCUAAAGUCAAGUUUUUGACCAAGAUCUACCACCCCAACAUCGAUGCCGAUGGGAACCUCUGCUUGGGCAUUUUGAAAAGCGAAGCUUGGAAGCCCAGCACAAAGGCUGCCACCGUGCUCCAGUCGAUCCGACAGCUGUUAGAAGAGCCCAAUCCAGACGACGCCCUUGUCGCUUCAAUUGCCGAAAAGUACAAGACAGAUCGUGCAGGGUACAAUAAGGCUGCCGCCGACUACACGAAACAGCACGCCAAGAAGGCUUGA